AUGAAUUCAAGUAUAUUCAAUACAGCUCAAGAAGAUGAAGAUCCUUGGUCAUCUUCAACAACUAAUUGGAAUGAUAACUCUACUCAACAACAACAACCAUAUCAAUCCACAUAUUUAACUUCAUCACAAUUAUUGAAUAAUCAGGAUAGAAAUUCAAGUCCAUCAUUAACUACUUCACCAAUUCGUCAAAAUCAAUCAACAUCAAUUAAUGAUAAUUCAAUUACAAAUAUUCCACAAAGUUAUGAAUUUUUACAUUCAGAAUUAACUAACAAAAUUUCAAAUAUAAAUGAUUUUGAAUUCCAUAUAUUAAAUAAAUUAGUUGAAUUAGAAUAUUUAACAAAUUAUCAAAAACUGAAAUUAUUAGAUAUAAUAUAUGAUAAUGAUCUUUUGCCAAUUACAAAUACUUCAAAAUUUUAUCAAAUAUUAGGAUUAAUUGCAUUAGAAAUUGAUGUACCAGGUUCAGGAGAUUUUGUAACUUUGCAAUUUAAAUUAAAUAAUUUACCAGAAUUACCCUUGAAGUUUAUUAAAUAUAUUGAAAAACAAGAAACAAAAGAUUCAAGAAUUAAUGAUCCAUUAAUGGCUAAUUCUUCAAGAAAUCAAGAUGAUGAUGAUGAUUCAGUAGAUGAUUGGAAUAAUCAAUCUAAAACUAUUGAUCCUAUAUUAACUGAUCAUUCAAAAACUUCAAUUGUUCUAAAUAAUGAUAAUGACGCAGAUAAUGAUGAUAAUGAUAAUACAAAAAAGACAAGUCCUGAAAAUAAAGAAUAUGUUGAGAAAUAUAUUGAAGAUAUAAGAGAUGAAUUUAAACCAUUAUGGUCAGAUCAAGAUUUGGUUAAGAUAAAAGAAGUACCUGAAAAAGAAGGGUUAUUGUUUAAACAUAUUAAUUAUAUUAUUGUACAUAAUUUGAAUUUAGGAAAUGUUUCAUCUGCUGGUCAAAAGAAAGUUAUAAGGAGAUAUUCCGAUUUUGCAUGGUUAUUGGAAUAUUUACUUGAAAAGUAUCCAUUUAGAGUUAUUCCAGGUUUACCACCAAAAAAGUUUACUGUAGGAGCUUCACCAGAUUCUCAAUUUUUACAAAGACGUAGACGUGGAUUACAUAGAUUCUUAAAUCAAUUAAUUAAACAUCCAAUUUUUAAAGAAGAACCAAUAGUACAAACGUUUUUAACGGUCCCAACUGAUUUAACAACUUGGAAAAAACAAGCCAAGAUAGAUUAUUCUUUGGAAUUUAAAGGUGAAAAAAUUCAAACUCAAUUCAUUAAUAUUAUAUGGCCAAGUAUUAGUGAGAAUUUCCUUAAGAAUUGGUCAAUAGCUGAACAAAAUAUUAAAUAUAUCAUUGAAAAAUGGACUAAAAUAGUUAUCAUAAUUGAAAGACAUGAAAGAAGACAACAACAACAAAGUUAUGAUAAUCAAAAAUUUGUUGAAAUUUUAAAUCAACUUAGAAAAUUAGAUUAUGCAAUUUAUCCACCACCACCAACUAAUUCAAAUGAUGAUCAACAACAACAGAAUCAAGUACCGCAAACUAGCAAUACUUCUCAUUAUUUACAGAACCACGAUAUCGAGGUAAUCAAUUCAAAUUUAUCCAAAAUUGGAGAAUUUUACAAUAAAUCAUCACAAUUAAUAAUUGACGACAACUAUUUAAUAAAUACUAAAACAUUAGAAAAAUUUAAAAAUUUUAUGGAUUAUUUAUAUUCAUUACAAGAAUUAUUUGAACGUAGUAAAAAAUUAUCAAUAAAUCAAAUUGAUACAUUAAAUAAAAGAAUAAAAGAAAAUGAAAUUCGUUUUAAAAAAUUAAUGGAAGAAAAUUCAGAUAUAAAAGGAUCAGAAAUUACAAAAUUAAGAACUAUAAUAAUAAAUGAUAAACAAGAGAUUUUUCAACAAUUAAAUAAAGAUUGGUUAAUUAAACAAAGUUGUUUUAAAGAAUUUAUAAUGUUUCAAGAAACUCAAUUUUUAAUUAGUGAAAUUUGGCAAGAAUGGUGUAAAGAAAGAUUUAAAUUUCAUGAAAAAUUAUUAAAUAUUAAUGAUGUUUUAAAUAAUGAUAUUAAUAGUGAUAUGCCUUUAAGUCGUUAG
Lodderomyces jiufengensis is the source of this 2061-nucleotide messenger RNA. RefSeq lists its product as uncharacterized. The record is from RefSeq and is a predicted model, not a curated record. Gene Ontology annotation, cellular component: endosome. Gene Ontology annotation, biological process: protein targeting to vacuole; retrograde transport, endosome to Golgi. The coding region runs from base 1 to 2061 and encodes 686 amino acids. The transcript has 3 exons. Gene Ontology annotation, molecular function: phosphatidylinositol-3-phosphate binding. NCBI's taxonomy places the organism in Eukaryota, Fungi, Ascomycota, Pichiomycetes, Serinales, Debaryomycetaceae.